This is a messenger RNA of Porites lobata, 964 nucleotides long. The record is from the annotation of a GenBank genome assembly. Lineage: Eukaryota; Metazoa; Cnidaria; Anthozoa; Scleractinia; Poritidae.
AUGAAGAUGAUGACAACGACUGCUGAAGAUGCUGACGAUGGUGUUGAUGACGAUGACGCUGACGAUGAUGAUGAUGAUGAGGAUGAUGACAAGGCGGAUGCUGAAGAUUAUCUUGAUGACGCUGACGAUAAUGCUGACGAUGAUGAUGACGAUGAUGAUGAUGAUGAUGAUGAUGAUGAUGAUGAUGAUGUGCAAUGACGGAUGCUGACGAUUUUGUUGAUGACGCUAACAAUGACGAUGAUGAUGAUGAUGAUGCUAAUGUUCUUGUACUCAGAUGAAGAGAACCACAGCUCCGUAAAUGGCCAUGGCGUCUUCACCUGGUAAGCACCUUUCUCCUUCUUCAAUUAGUGACUCGAUCUCCAGUCGCCUCUCUUCUCUCGCUUAAAUAUCAACUAAGGAGGUGCGUGGAAAAUGCUCCUCGCUCACAUGCUGUAAUAGUCUCACGUGACCAUUCCCUGACCAAAAGAGUCGAAAGCGGAAGGCUGAGAACGAGUCAGCUUCAUAAGAGCAACGGCAAAGACCCAUAACUGAAACGAGAAGUGUCAGGGAAAACAAGCUUUAAAACGAGAGGAGUCGUAAGCUUUCCGUGCUUUACUUAUUGAAGCUGUAAACUGCAAAGGAAGAACAGAAAACGCUUUCUCGAAUAAGAUAUCAUGGGUUUCAAACUCCAUAAAAUGGAUCAAUUUUGUUCAAUUCAGUUGCAUUCAAAACAAAAUAGAAGUGGGAAUAGACAUUGAACGCACCUGCCCCUAUGAUAAAUUUAAGGCUGUAAAAAAAUACACAACGAAAAUACUCUGCAGCUAUAGUAAAAUAAACAUGGGAGAUUCUUGUUUAAAAUUUAAAAAAGGUGAUUCCAAACUGUUUCGUCCCAACAGCACCCAUGAAGAAAAGAGUGCAAUUCAAGAGUCCUUAUAUAUCAGUCAUAUUGGAGGGAGAGCGUGGAUGUACUUGCACUACUCUGGCU